Molecule: messenger RNA, 7895 nt
Organism: Boleophthalmus pectinirostris (great blue-spotted mudskipper)
Lineage: Eukaryota; Metazoa; Chordata; Actinopteri; Gobiiformes; Gobiidae
Exons: 23
Coding region: 546-5444 (1632 amino acids)
Biological process (GO): regulation of gene expression; heart development
Cellular component (GO): MLL3/4 complex
Molecular function (GO): histone H3K27me2/H3K27me3 demethylase activity; RNA polymerase II cis-regulatory region sequence-specific DNA binding; chromatin DNA binding
Source: RefSeq, a predicted model, not a curated record
CUACAUUGGUCAAAGUGUAAGUAGCGGCACGGUCAUGUGGAGUGGACUGGUGCUGGUCAGGAUUCAGGUGACCUCUCUCAUAGAGAACCACGUCCGAAUAGUCAUCAAGGACCGCCUGGCUGUCUUCAAACUUCAUAUGCAGAUGGCAGCAUCCUGCGGAAAAUGAAUUUUAAAAGGUGACAGGCUCGUACUGGCAGCUACUUGUCCCGCCCCCUUGGUCUCAGCACAUGGAUCGGUCUGAUGUGAGAGCCGAGCAUCAGAGAGCGGAGUGGAAACAGGAAGAGGAGGAAAGGGGAAGAAAGGAGACAGGAGAGGACCGGGAGAGACAAGGUGGUGAGGAGUGAAAGGGAGGACCAGGGGACAAGGGUCGCAGAGGGUGUGAGGACCAAAGAGCACUCACUGAAAGAGCCAGUGGGAGCGAGCAUGUCUAUUUAAAGAGAUCGGAGCCUGCAGAAGUCUGCUGUCUUGCAAUCUUUACCUGACAGUGUCGAAGUUGGACCAGGAAAUCUGCCUCCUUUUUCUUCAGCAGUCAUUGUGAAGGCUGCAUGUAUCACCCCGCGGAGCUGUACUCAGGCCGUAACACAUGGGACUCCUACCCAGCUGGAGGACCUAACAGAGGACAGUGGCCCUCUGUACAGAGUCGGCCCUGGAGCCACGCUCAAAGAUGCCAAGAGGGGCGCAACCAACCACACCAUCCACCAUCAUAUCGCCUCUACAAUAGAGAGGACAGAUCAGUUGGCCAUGUCCCAGGCAAGAAUCUAUCAAAGGGGCACCCCAUGCGUGUUUGGGAUGGCAAAGAGCAGCCAUACAAGACCCAGAGCUGGCACCAUGAUUCUAUGCGCUCUUUCCAUAGUAGAGGGGGCAGCGGGUAUCUACCAGGGCCGGGAGAGCACUACACCAACUGGAACAACAAUGGUAACUCUUUGCCUCCUCAUCGCAGCAGAGAUCUCCCGUCACUGCCGGAUAGAUUUGCCCCGUCAGAUUGUAGAAGGAGUUUUCCAGGUAGACUGGUAAACAACAGACCGUUACCAUGGAAACGACCCGCCCUCCACCAGCGUAGAGAGCAGUUUCACCAGCACAGCCCACCUCAACCUUUGUCCCCUCGAGAAGAGUGUCCAGUCAAGAGGAGAAGGGACUCUGAGCAGUCAUUUCAUCCUGGCUCAAGGCAUUCAACAUUACCUACCCAUCCUCCGUCACCAUCACGGUACCACCGCAGCAACCAAGAAGACUGGAAAAAUCUGGGAGACAGGCCAGGACAGUACUCUGACUCUAGGCCCUCAACCUCUCAGCAUCAGGAAUCCUUAAAACCACAUUCUGGAGGGAAAAGCAAUGUAACAUCUUUGAGUCGACCCCCACAUCAUGAAGGCAGGGGAAAAGACGAACGUAAGACCCCCUGUUCACCAGCAGAUCACACUCGUGUGCCUUAUAGUCACCAAAACCCCCACCACCAUCAACGGCACACUGGCCUCAGCAGAACACAACAGCACAACUCCCCACCGCACCCUGUGGAGGACAAGGACUCACGCAACUACAAGCAAAGACUAGGGGCUCAGCACUGGGGAAGUUCAAGGGAUCCAGGUCCCUCCAAGUCCUCUGCUGCAGACGCUUCAACUGUUUCAUCCACACAUUCCACUGCCAACAGCCCAAAUGCCCCAUGCAGUCCCGCUUCACAUCGACGAGAAGGCUCCCCCAUCAACCACCGUGGUAGUCCUGGCAAAAGUUCUCAUCAGAAAGCCCACAGGAGUCCUAGUCAUAGUCCAAGAUCCAGUCCCUCUGUAACAUUAUCCACUAGCACAGGCUCCUCAGAAAAGAGCAGGAAGAUCCCACAGCACCUGACAUCCAAACAGUCCUCUCACAAGUCCAGAGAAAACAAGCUUAAGUCUAAAGAGAGAAAACUAAAAGAUAAAAAGAAUCGAACAGGUGAAGAUAAAGAUGACAGAAAGACUGAAGAAAGAAAACAGCGAAGGAAAAAAGAAGGGAAGUCCUCAGAUGAGAGGAAGAAAAAGAAAAUUAAAGCAUUAAGAAAAGGAAUUGAUUCAAAUGAGGGUGCUACUUCCAUCUCCAGAUGCAGUUCUACAGUAGAGGUCAAAGUAAAAAUAUCAGAAAAUCGCAAACGCAGAGAAAGAAGUGAACUGGCUGACAAGGCAUCCCACAGACUGGCUGCAAAUAUCCAGAAUACUUCUAAAAUCCACUCAUUGCCCGGUAGAGACAGGCACACCUCAGCAAAGCAGUCCUGCAAAUCUGAUAAUCAUAAACCCCUGAAAAAGAACAGCACCAGCUCAAAGGCUCACCUCAAGAAGAAACUAAAGCGAUCCCUCCAUUCAAAACACAGGCAGGAUAGGACAGUAGAAAAGACCACGUCUGUACUGGAAGGCACACACGCCAGCUCUCAAGAUGCACUCCCUUCCUUACUGUUCAAAGCCUUAGAGCCACUCAGCACAGCAUGUUCUGUAAGCUUGGAGCAACCCAUCCGUGGGAACCAGAUUGGGAAAAGACCCAUUCUCAAGGCCCCAGAUCUGCAGCCUGUAGGCAUCAUGGGAAGUUUGAGGGAUUCUAUGGACAAUACUGCAAACAGUCCACCUGUGCUAAGUUGGCAAGGCUCUCCAGUGUCUGUAGAAGAUGAUGACGAACUGGAAAAGGGAGUAAUAAGUAGACCUGUCCUGCAGCCUAGCCCGACGCAGUCCCCUUGUCCUGAACAUAACAUGGAUUCUGAUGGUAACACUGAUGUAAUCACAAAAGAUAGUACAUUUGAGCUUCCCAUUAUAGUAGACAAGGUAGAAAGCAAUAGUCUGGUGUACAAUCAUAAAAAAGGUAUGGAUGAUGUUUUUAAAAGCUUGGCCACUUUUCUUGGAGGGCAGAGGAUUCCGUGUCGGGGUGGUCCCUUUGGCGGGCCUCCUAGUGUGGACUCAAAAGGAGUGAAAUAUUCUUCAUCUCUCUCAAUACAACCAGACAUUCACAGUCUUGAGAAUCAAGAUGCCUCCUCUUCAUCAACACCCACUAAGGAGUUACCUGCUCACUCUACCUCAGGUGCAGUUUUGAGUCCAUCUUUUAAUGAUAGCCCCAUGCAGAAAAGGCAAAAAGAAGAUGGUAUUGUGAAAGAAGAGAAAGAAAACAAUAUGGAGGGCGAUAAUGAAAAGCUGCAGGCCCCUCUUCUGGACAGCUCACUAAGCGCUGAGCUCACACUAACCACAACACACACAACUGCGCUCCCAGGCUUUAUCCACAUGCCUGCCAAAACAGAGGAAAGAACUGCAAAUCUAGAGUGCCCUGACUCGGACAGAAAGAGAAAACAUCCAGCUCACGAUGGAAACCAGGAAGAAGAAACAAAAAUGAAGAAAAACAAAACAGAAAGCAGUGCUGUUUGUCAUAAAAACAAAACAAAUGAAAUUAAAGUUGAAUGUAAAAAGCCUGUUUCAUUCUCAGUGCCGGUCAUCUGCAGAGAACUCCUACAACAAAGCAUGAAAGGGCAGACUCAGGAAAACCAAACUUCACACAGCAAAGACAUCCAAGCAGACAAGAAGCCACACAUUGGUAGCAUGGAGGCCACACACACUACUGUAAACACAAAACAGAAUGAGAAAAACAUCACAAAGGCAGCUGGAAACAAGACCUCAAGGUCAACUAUAACAAUCAAUCUGACAAAAUUAUGUGUCACUGCACCAGCAUCAAAACCCCCAGUACCUCCAAAAGACCCUCUCAAAUUGAAAGCUCUGUCUCUGGGCAUGUCCAAGGAGGUUAAGAUCCUUUUGGUCCGAGUCAAGAGUGAUGGGCGCCAAACAUACAACAUAUCUGAAGUAGAGGAGCAGCGGAUUCCUCUGUCUACAAUCAGCAUUCACAACACGGCCUCUGAGCUGAUCAAAGCCUGCAAGGGAGUCAGGGUGAAGGGGAAAUUUAAGGAGUCAUACCUGCUCCCGGCCUUUUCUGUUAAGCCCAACAUUGAAGUUCAAAUCCCAAUUCCUCGGGACAAACUCAACCCUCCCACUCCCAGUAUUUAUUUAGAGAGCAAGCGAGAUGCCUUCUCUCCAGUCCUCCUUCAGUUCUGUACAGAUCCUAAAAAUGCUGUUACUGUCAUCAGAGGACUGGCUGGCUCCCUCCGUCUCAAUCUUGGAUUGUUCUCCACCAAGUCCUUGGUGGAGGCAAACUCCGACCAUGCAGUGGAGGUGCGGACUCAGGUCCAACAGCCCGCCGACGAGAACUGGGAUCUGAAAGGCUCCUCUCAGACAUGGCCCUGUGAAAGCAGCCGCUCACACACCACAAUUGCCAAAUAUGCCCAAUAUCAGGCCUCCAGCUUCCAGGAGAGUCUAGAGGAUGAGAAAGAGAGUGAGACUGAAGAAGAGGAAGAUGAAGACAAGUCAACUGAAUCUGCUCGAACUAAAUCUGUAUCAUUAGCAAAUAGUAAAAGCACCUCAGCCAAAGUCAGUUCUGCAGCUAGUAAAGGUCUUGGUACCAAUAACACCAGCUCAGAGCAGAAACCAGUAGGAAAGGUUAUAAAAUUUGGGACCAAUAUUGAUCUCUCUGAUCCUAAAAGGUGGAAGCCACAGUUGCAGGAGCUGCUGAAGCUGCCAGCAUUCAUGAGAGUGGAGUCCAGUAACAACAUGCUGAGCCACGUGGGUCACACCAUCCUGGGCAUGAACACUGUGCAGCUCUACAUGAAGGUGCCAGGCAGUCGCACUCCAGGUCACCAAGAAAACAAUAAUUUCUGCUCAGUCAACAUCAAUAUUGGACCUGGUGACUGUGAAUGGUUUGCUGUUCAUGAAAAUUACUGGGAGUCUAUCAACAAGUUUUGUGAGAAACAUGGUGUAGACUACCUAACUGGGUCAUGGUGGCCAGUCCUUGAAGACCUCUACAGCUCCAAUAUCCCUGUUUACCGCUUCAUCCAGAGACCGGGCGACCUGGUCUGGAUCAAUGCGGGGACUGUGCACUGGGUUCAGGCUGUGGGCUGGUGCAACAACAUCGCCUGGAAUGUGGGUCCACUAAACUCAUACCAGUAUCAGCUGGCUCUGGAGCGCUUUGAGUGGAAUGAGGUGAAGAAGGUUAAGUCAAUCGUCCCAAUGAUCCAUGUUUCAUGGAAUGUGGCUCGAACCAUCAAGAUCACAGACCCAGACACGCAUAAGUUGAUCAAACACUGCCUGAUGCAAUCCAUCAAGCACAUCCAGAUUCUCAGAGACCAGCUGGUAGCAUCUGGAAAGAAAAUCUCCUAUCAGAGCCGCGUGAAGGACGAGCCCGCUUAUUACUGCAAUGAGUGUGACCUGGAGGUAUUUAACCUGCUGUUUGUAACAAGUGAAAGCAGCAGUAAAAAGUCCUAUGUGGUGCACUGCGAGGACUGUGCGCGGAGGAAGAGUCCAGCCCUCACAGGAGUAGUGGUGCUGGAACAGUAUCGUAUUGAGGAGCUGAUGAGGACCUAUGACACCUUCACUUUGGCACCAAUGCAGAUUCCAAAGUGACAGCUCCUCCCUGGUGUCUAUCAGCCAUAACCAAAACUCUAAUGGCAGCACAAACAUUGUCCUGAAGGCAAUCUGUUCCUGUUUUUCAGCCAAUCACGUUUACUCGGUAUUGUUUACAUCACACAAACACAACAUGGAUACUCAGCCAAUCCAACAAUAGCUCACUGUCUUCCCCAGCUGCUGAUUGGACGUGUGUUGUAGAAAUAGAAUGACUAGAAUGGUUAAUUUUUCAUAUAAGAAGCAUUUUUACAAAUAAAUGUGAGCUUUGCUAGCACUGAAAAUCAGGUUCUUUGUUCAACGGACACUGCUGUGAUUUCAAAAGCGUCAAGUAGCCGGUUUUAUGUGUAAUUCAGGUACUUUUAUGCAAAUUUACUACUAGGAACUUUUCUACACCAAUCUAGUUAUUCUGUGUCCAUGACAUUGCUGUGAUUCUGUCGUACCAGCAGGGGGACCUCUUCUCACAAGUAGCUGAUUGUCACAUUUGGCAUCUACUGGUUUUUGUUUUGGUAUUCAGGUAACAUUGUCACUUGUAAUUUCUGUAUGUAUACUCUUCGAGGUGCUAUCCAAUUCAUAUUUAUUCCGCUUAGAUACUUAAAAAAUAACAUACCAGCCUAGAAGUACACCACAUUGGCCUUGUGAACUGUAUUUAGAGGAGUGGUAAUUGGAGGUUCAAACUUAAGACACAUUUUUAUGUAAUAACUAUACAAACAAAUGGAAACAUUUUCUCUAAAAUACGGGUUUACUAAAGGACUAAUAUGGUUUUAUUCUUAGUUGGAAGUCUGUGUGGGAAACUACAAUUCUAUUUCCAGAUAACGGUGUUUGGUGUUGUUUCUAUUGUACACAAAUGAAAACACAGUUUUAUUUUUGGAAUGGGAAUACAGUCCCAGUUUUAUACCUCUUGUGUUCUCUUGUUAUUAGAUAAGAAAUUGUAAAUUGUGCAUUAAUUUAUAGAGUUCUCGUUGGUGUGCAUAGAUGCAGUACAAAGUAAGGGGUAUGUGCUGAGCUCCUUGAAGUCUGAUUAAGUAAUAAUGUCCCUAGAGACACACAAUCAAAGCAUGCAAGCCAGUGAGGGCGAGCGGGUGAGCUGCAGCAUUUUACUUCUCCAAAAUGUUCUCUCAGUGUGCACUUCUCUGUCCACUUAGGUUACAUGUUCAUUGUUAGCACUUAAAUCAAGUAAAGUCUGUUUUUAAACAUACAGACAGUUGUUUUACAGUUCAAAUGUCAUGUAAAUAGACAUAAAGACUCAAUCUGUUAUAUAGACAGUACUGCGCAAAAGCAUUUAACUAUAUAGCCAAUGGGUCUGUAUUGCAAAAUUAUACAGAACCACUUUAAGACAAAGCUGGAUCCAAGCAUUUUCCAAGCAUUUACAACUAAAAAGCUAAAUUCUCUAUUUAUUGAGCUCUUAACUGCAUUUUAGGUUUUCUCAAGCUCUGCACAGUACUGUUAUAUAAAUUCAGUUUACCUCACAGUUAGACAGGUGUAACAGUGAACAUCUUAACAAUACAUUUUCCAAUUCACUGGUGUAUAGAAUGUUUCAAACUUGGCUCUGCCCACGCCCAUCACUCUGUGCACACCAUGCAAUGUACAUAAUGUAUUGUUUAAAAGUCUAAUGCAAGAACCAAUGUAGUUUUGUUCUCAGUCAAAUGUAUUGUUUAUAUUGUUUGAAUACUUCAGUCAUUUGCUUCGGCUUUGUUGUUGCUAUAUUCUAAUAUCUUCAUAAAUACUCUCUUUAAUUGAAUUGUGGGGCUCUGAACCCACUUUUAUACCUCUUUUUUGUUGUCAUUUUCGUUGGAUAUUAGAGAAAAUUGUAAAUGCUAACAUUAUUUAUAGUGUACAUUGUUUUUCUGACAUAUUUAUUGCAUAUCAAAGGUACUUCAUGUAAGAAGGGGCUACAAGGUAUUUUCAAAAGUACAAGGGUAAAAGAGAGUAGAGAGGGCAAGUGCAAUUGGGGGCAGGUUUAUUUACAUGGUGCUAGACCCCUCCUUGCCUCAGUGCCCCUCAUCAACAGCAUUAAAUCAUGUAUGGACUCAACACUCACAUUUCUGGUGCUUUUACAACCCAUAACAAGACUGGUUACAUAAAUGAAAUGAUGUCUUUGUACUGUAUCAAAAUUAGCUCUUUUCCAGCUCUCUUUCAUUGUAUAAAACUCAUGAAUGGUGAGGCAUUAGUGGUUUAUGAACAUAAGCGAUUGUUCAUGUUAUUGUUGAGACUUUUGGGGAUCUGACUUGUAAAGGCGUGGUUUGUUUUCUUUCCCAUGUCUUGUCUAAUUUGAAUUAUUUGACUGUAUUUAUGUCCUUUUGUUCUCUUGACUUGUUUGAUUCAUGCUGCACUUGUUUCUUUGAGAAGUCACAUAGAAAAAACCUGAGCCAGACCUGUCUUAAAUCCCUCUGUGAUUUUCUGUGACAUAUUGUAUUGUUGUUGAAGAAAUAAAAAAGAUUUUGAUAAAUUGUU